Tarenaya hassleriana is the source of this 10822-nucleotide messenger RNA. RefSeq names its product dehydration-responsive element-binding protein 2C. The coding region runs from base 7703 to 8746 and encodes 347 amino acids. Lineage: Eukaryota; Viridiplantae; Streptophyta; Magnoliopsida; Brassicales; Cleomaceae. Gene Ontology annotation, cellular component: nucleus. Gene Ontology annotation, molecular function: DNA-binding transcription factor activity; transcription cis-regulatory region binding. Gene Ontology annotation, biological process: positive regulation of DNA-templated transcription; response to stress. The record is from RefSeq and is a predicted model, not a curated record. The transcript has 4 exons.
AUCGCCACGUGUACACAGGUCCACCGUUAGAUUCAGUUAUCUAUAUCCAACGGUGGUAAACACCAUGUCUUUUUGAGAUAUCAAUCCCCAACGGGCAAAAAUCGAGAAAUCCCUCGAAUAGAUCUCAGGCGAUUUUGAAUAUUUCUGUUUCGAUUCUUCAUUCUCUUCCGUAGGAAAAUCCUCACGAUUGUGCACGCAGAUGUAGCUUUCGGAGGUAUGGCGUCAUGAAGCGCGUGGGGUUGAGGAGUUUGGCUCCCACGCCGACGCUUCCGCCGACGACCCCACCGAAGUUUGCCGAGACAAAAUGCCUCUACUUCUCCGAGACCUCCGCUAUCAGCGGUGGUAACGUCGACCAUGGAGGUUUUGUCUCACUCUUCAAAGCUUUCUUCUCUUUGUCUUUCUCGGUUUGUGUGGAUAGGUUUUUUGUUGUGCUCCGGUGGGUGUGAUAUUUUCUGUGUAGAACAGCAAAACCUGCGUCUCUACGCUGAUGAAGGCACCAAUCGUAUGGGUCGACGACGAUAUGCCUCUUUUCUUCCCUUAUGGAGACCCUCUCAGCGCUCGAAAUAAGUUGCCCUUUUCCUUUACUUUCUUGCUUCUUUCGCUUGCUGAUUUCUGAUUCUCUUCUUCGUGUUAUUUAUUUGUUUGUGUUACUCGCUUGUUGCUAAAGUUUUGUAUGUUGGUGUUGUAUGAUUUACACCUUUGGUAACUUGUUUAGAUUGGAGAAUCGAUCAAAAUCUUUACUUUCGGUUAGAAUGCUGUAGCUUUAAAGGCUUGGUUAUUUUACUGGCAUGGUCAACAAAAUUGAAAGGCUCAAAUUCGAAUAGAUGAUUAAUCGCAAACAAAAAGAUUGGAUAUAUUUAUGUUGUAGCAACAAAACUUUAAAAACUUUUCAUCUUUGACUCCGAAAUUUACAUCUAUGACUUAUUUGAUUGUACUGCAGUUUAUGUUCCUUUACUUGUUAGAUUUUAUUUGUUUUUUCUUUUAAGGUUGGUUUCAGAAUUUCUAGGAGGUUUGGAAUCUAAUUGGUACAAGCCAUAUGUUAUCUAGGGAGAGAUGGACUCUAUCCGACAAGAUAUACUUGAGUUUUAUGUAAACUUUGUAAGAUAUUAGUAGUUUUGUUCAAUUAGCUCUUGGUUCACAAUUCUGUCCUUUCUAGCUUUUACAAUAAUGCCUGUGUGCUUUUCCUUCACUUGCUUGAUAGAAAUUCAAUUUUUGCCCUCCAUGUUAUGGGUUUUAGCUGAUAUCACAUUGGUAGGUUUCAGAUGUUGUGUCUGUACAUGAUGUCUUGUCCCAGUUAGAUUGCUUCUACCUAGUUGUGAGAUUAAGCAAUGGUCCAGGAAUCUGUUUUGAUUGUUUUGACUGGUGAUUUUUUUAGGAAAAACAGUCAAAACAGGAAUCAAAAGGUUUGUGUGGUUAGGUUUUUUGUUGUGCUCUCAUCAGUGUAGUCAACAGUGUUACAUUUUCUGUGUAGAACAGCAAAACUAUGUAUCUGCGCUGAUGGAGGCGUCAAUCGUAUGUGUUGACGAGGAUAUGCCUCUUUUCUUCCCUCAUGAAAACGCUCUCAGUGUUUGAAAUAAGUUCCCCUUUUCUUUUCUUUUUUUUUUUUUUUGCUUUUUUCACUCGCAGAUUUCUGAUUGUUCUUCAUCGUUGUUAUUUAUUCGUUUCUGUUGCUCGCAUGCUGUUAAAGUUUUGUAUGUUGGUGUCGUGUGACUUACACUUUUAGUUACUUGGUUUAGAUUGGACAAUCGGUCAAAAUCUUUACUUUUGGGUAGUAUGAUAGCCUUAAGAGCUUUGUUCUUUUACUAGCAUGGUCAACAAAAUUAAAAGCGUUAAAUUUGAAUUAGAUGAUUAAUCACAAGCAAAGAGUUUGGACAUGUAUAAACUGUAGCAACAAAACUUUAAAAACUUUUCAUCUUUGACUACGGAAUGUAUAUCUAUGACUUAUUUCAUUUUACUGUAGUUUAUGUUCCUUUCCUUGUUAGAUUUUAUUUAUUUUUUUAAGGUGGGUUUUAGAAUUUCUAUGGAGGUUUGGAAUAUAAUUGGUACAAGCCAUAUGUUAUCUAGAGAGACAUGGACUCUAUCUGACUUGAUAUACUUGACUUUUAUGUAAACUUGGUAAGAUAUUAGUAGUUUUGUUCAAUUAGCUCUUGGUUCACAAUUCUGUCCUUUCUAGCUUUCACAAUAAUGCCUGUGUGCUCUCCCUUCACUUGCUUGAUAGAAAUUCAAUGUUUGCCCUCCAUAUUAUGGGUUUUAGCUGAUAUCACAUUGGUAGGUUUCAGAUGUUGCGGCUCUACAUGAUGUCUUGUCCCAGUUAUAUUGGUUCUAUCUAGUUGUGAGAUUAAGCAAUGGUCCAGGAAUCUGUUUUGAUUGUCUUGCCUGGUGUAUUUUUCAGGAAAAACAAUCAAAACAGGAAUCAACAAGUUUGUGUGGUUAGGUUUUUUGUUGUGCUCUCAUCGGUGUAGUCAAUGGUGUUACAUUUUCUUUGUAAAACAGCAGAACUACGUCUCUGCGCUGAUGGAGGCGCCAAUCGUAUGUGUCGACGAGGAUAUGCCUCCUUUCUUCCCUCAUGAAGACGCUCUCAGUGUUUGAAAUAAGUUCCCCUUUUCUUUUUCUUUUUUUGCUUUUUUCACUCGCAGAUUUCUGAUUGUUCUUUAUCGUUGUGUUUUAUUCGUUUAUGUUACUCGUAUGCUGCUAAAGUUUUGUAUGUUGGUUUUGUGUGACUUACACUUUUGGUAACUUUGUUUAGAUUAGAGAAUUGGUCAAAAUCUUUACUUUUGGGUAGAAUGAUAGCCUUAAGAACUUUGUUCUUUUACUAGCAUGGUCAACAAAAUUAAAAGCCUUAAAUUUGAAGUAGAUGAUUAAUUACAAGCAAAGAGAUUGGACAUGUUUAAGUUGUAGUAACAAAACUUUAAAACUUUAAUAUGACUACGAAAUGUAUAUCGAUGACUUAUUUGAUUUUGCUGUUGUUUACGUUCCUUUCCAGGUUAGAUUUGAUUUUUUUUUUAAAGUUUUGUUUCAGAAUGUGUUUGAUGGUUUGGAAUCUAUUAGGAACAAGCCGUAUGAAUCAAGGGAGACAUGCCCACCAUCCGGCCUCAUGUACUCUAGUUUUAUGUAAGCUUGGAAAAACAAUCAAAACAGGAAUCAACAGGAUACCAAGCGGAUAUCCUUCUCAUGUUGGUCAUGGAUCUGGCAGCGCAUUGAGUACACUAAACCCAUGAAAAAUUUCCCUAAGUAUUCUUGCAGUCAAUAUUCACUAGAUUCCUUGAAGAGGUAACUGGAUUUGAAAUCUAUGUGCUCAGUUAAGGCUUAUUCAGACUGAUCUUUUCUAUAUCAAGACGAUCUUGAGAGACAGAUUUUCAUGUUGAGGCUUUUGAAGAGCACCAUACUAGAGAAUGGGCAGGCGAAGACAAUCAAGCCACUGUCGAUGAGCUGUGAGGUUUCAAGAGGUUUGGGUCCACCUAUGGUUUGCUUUUUAAAAUCUGCUUGAGUUCUUAUUUUUCCUAGGUUAAAUUUUGUCCAGCUAAGGUUACUUCAGGUACGUUUUCAUAUCUCAGUUUCCUAAGGUUUAGGCCCACAUUUUUUAUUACCGUUGUGAGAUGCUUAUCCUCUAAGUUGUGAAUGUUAAACGAAUGUUCUCAUACACUUACGAUAAUUUCAAGAUUUAAAGUGGAUAUCCUUCUCGUGUUGGUAAAGAUUCCGGUAGUCCCCUGAGUACUCUAAACCCAUGUAACCUAUGUGUUUAGUUGAGUUUGAUUUGGAGUGACCUUCUCUACAUCAGGAUGAUCUUGAUGGCCGGAUUUAUGAUCUAAGAAGACAAUCAUAGCACAGCUGAUGAGGUACAUGAGAUUUCAAAAGUUUAUGGGGUUCGCAACUUGUUUUCUUUAGGGUUGAUUUUCGGCUAUUAUCGAGCUUCUGGUUCAAUCUCUCAAAACCAUCUGAUGGGAUUUCUAAUGGUCUAGAGACCUAUGGUGAGCUUUGGGGCAUAGCUCUCCAAGGUCCCAUGACACUUCUGAAAUUUGUCGUGUUGGUUCCUUUUCUUAUUCCUUAUGAGUCAUGGAUGAUCUUAGAUAUUAUCUUAUGGUUUGUAUGAAUUGUUUAUCUUCUUACCUAUUAAGUUCUGUCUCACACAAAGUAUUUUCUUUUACCUUCAGACGUUUGUGUAUGGAUUCUUAAUAACAAAAAGUGAAAUUGGUUUACAGGGUUCCCUCAUGUCCAUUAGUUUCGUUUUCGUUGUUAUCAAUCUUGCAUGUUUGUAGGUUCGCCCACUGGUGAUGAUGAAUGGAGUAUGUAGUUGUACCUCAUGUUAACUUUUGUCUCAUUUCCUGCUCCUAGUUUAAUUCGAUUUCUGUGUAUUGUUUGUCUGCUUUCCAAAUUAUUUGUCUCACACAAAGUGUUUUUUUCUUGCUUUUGAUGUCUGUGUAUGGAUUGUUAGACGCAAAUAAUUAAAAACUUCACGGAGUGCUACCUUGCCCAUUUGUUUCUCUGUUUUCUUUUUUCUUUAUUGGUUCUCAUCAGUCUUCGAAUCUGGGAUUUUUGAAUGCUUGUUUCUAGUUUCUCACUCCCUAUUGCACGUAUGUUAUUCUGUGUAAUUUGGGCCUCUCUAUAUGACUGCAGUUUCUACAGUAUACAUAUGAAAUAGUAACCCUCAAAGGCUCAGUUCCACUUUAGGCAGCUUGGGUACUUCUGCAGUCCUCGAUCUCUUAUGUUUCACAAUUUGUCUUUCCUGCAAACAUUGCGUAUGUAUAUCUCGUUAGAAUUUUCUGGGUUUUUGAGGUUCAGUUACUUUAACGCUGAAAAUGCCUGUAACUACUGUCGACUUGUGUUCCUGGCAUUGUAGUCGGUUGCCCAUAUGCUAUGUUUGUUUUCAGAUUGCUCUUUCAUUUUGUUUGGUUUCUUGGAAUUGCUUUGACGGUUAUAGUUUUCAGGUUUCUAUUCCUCUUUUGCAGUUUUUGGAGUUCACAGUUUUUUUAUUUUCUUUGUCAGUUAUGAAAUAGUGAGCCUAAAGGCUGAGUUCCACUUUAGGCGGCUGAUAUAACUCGGAGAUUCUAUCAUAUUAAAUUUUCGACAAAUCCCUUAUGUAUGUCAGGUCUCCUUUUGUGCUAUUUUAUUCCCAAAUAUAUAUAUAUAAUCUGCUCGUGUAGUUUUCUUUCAUUUUUUGGAGAUUUCAUUACAAUAUGCGUUAGUGGUGGCUGUGAUGUACGUGGAAAAUUUAGGGUUAUGGUACCUGAAUUCGUAUCCGAAAGAUUCAGUAUCAAAUUUUGAUACCUCAAUUCACACCUAAGACCUUCGGAUACUCGAGGAUUCUUAAUCGUGUUUACUCACCAAUUGUAUAUCCUUUACUUGAAAUGGUUAUCCUUAGAUAUUUAAGUGGAAGCUGGAAAAGGACCAGGCCCAGGAGGCUCCUUUAAGUCGAAUCUUGAUGGAGCAUUUGAUUCCUUCCUAGUAAUAGAAUUUAUUCCUUUCUAUUCUGUCAGUUGUAGGUGAAAUAUUUAUUGUCAACUUGUGUUCCCUAUGUCCUAUGCUUCCUAGUAAUCUUGUGCAUGGAUUCUUAGAAGCAGAUUAUUGAAAACAGUUCAUGGGGUGUCAUCUUGCCCGUUUGAUUCUCUUUUUUUUUGGGGGGUUCUCAUCAAUCUUCUUAUGUCGGAUUUUUAAGUGCUUGUUUCUAGUUUCUCACUCCCUAUUUGGGUUUUGCAGCUAUGCUCUCUGUAUGUUAUUUUGUUUAAUUUGGGCCUCUCUUAAUCAUCUAUCUAACUGUGGUUUCAACUGUACGCAUAUGAGUUAUGAAAUAGUAAGCCAUUGAUCUCUUGUGUUUCACAAUUUGUCUUUCUUGCAAUACUUGUGUAUGUAUAUAUCGUAGAUUUUUCUGGGUUUUCCAGGGUCCAGGCUCAGUUACUUUAUACAGAAAACUCCUAGAAUUAUCGUCUACUUGCGUUCCUUGCAUUGUACAUGGUUGCUCAUAUGUUGUGUUAGUUUACGGAUUGCUCUUACAUUUUGUUUGGCUUCUUAGAAUGGCUUUGACGGGGUUACUCUUUGGUAGUUUUUGGAAUAAUGGCAAAACAGAUCCUAUUAGGCUUGUUCCGAGUCGUAGUGUCUAGAGUAUGUAAAUAAUUAUACGUAUACGGCAUGGAAGAACUAAACAUAUACGGCAUGGAUAAAGCAUUUCAUUAUAUCUGUGUUUUGUUGUUUUUAAGGGCCCUUUGUGUCUUACAUUCUCACAAAAUGUGACAGGUUUGUUCUAUUUAGAUUAUCCUGUAUUGAAACAUGACCGAAGGUAUGGAGGUGGGAAGUGGAAGUUGGGGUACCCGAGGGGUAUUCGACCUUGAAUCUGGGCACAGUUCGGGUUCUAAGGUUCGAAAUCUGAUUCCGAACCCAUCGUCGAGGUCGGAUACCGUAAAAUCUAGGCCGCUUGAUUAGUAGUGCCUAACCCUACAACCCGCGGUCUGUGUCGGGAUGUUUGUAGGUUAAUGGAGUACGUAGUUGUACCUCGUUUUUUCAGUUGCGCUUUCUGCAUGUUGACGUUUGUCUGAAUUUCGAUGGUAUCUUCUUUGUAUUCAAAGUACAAUGCCAGGAACACAAUCGUCGUCUGUCGAAAAUGUCCUGGCCUUGUACGGAUUCUCAGAAAGAGUUCAGUGUUUCUUAAUUAUCCUCUACUGUUUUUAUAUUUAUUUCUUAAUAUUACCUAUAUUUUCUCUGUGUUUCGAAAUUUGAAUAAUACCAAUGCUGAGUGCUGUGUGGAGUGGUAAAGAGUCAUUGUGUUUUCUCGUGAUUCAUAUUAAAUUUGUUCUUUAGACAUAUAGAUUUAUAAGGUGAAAGAAAAACAUAGAAACUUAAGUUCAGGGGUCCAAUCACAUCAACAUCAUUUAGAUAAUUUUAUUAUGGAACAAUACUAAUUAUGGUUAAUAUUUUUUUAAAAAAAAUAUUAUUUUUAAUAUGUAAAUUGUGUUUUUUUAACUAGUUAUUUGACUUGUGACUUUUGCUUCGUUAUCUAAGAGAAAACGGAUUGAUAAAACCAGAUCGGACUGGAUUGGAUAAAAAAUUCUGGCAUGGGCCAACUCGUUUUACGCCGGUGUCUUGAACCGCUGAAUUUAGGGUCCGAUCACGUGAAUACGACCUCGAUUAUAACAAUAUGACUAAGCAAACUUGUGUAUGUAUUCCCUAUAAAAUAUAUAUAUAUAUUGAUAUGUGUCUGGAAAAUGAGCACUUUUCAAUGGGCCCAUGAUUCUAUGGAAGAUGUCAAUUUGAUGUCUUCAACCCCUAUUCAAGAAAUGAAAUUGGACGAUUUCCAUUCAGGUGGAUUCUUAUCCAAGUUAAUAACCUAAAUUAGAAACAAAAUUGGAUAGGUGGGUUAAUUAAUACAAUUCAAGCUAUUUUUUUAGUUCACCAAAAAAAAAAAAACCAAAGUCCAAGUCUUAGUCGCCAAGAAAUCUCAAAACCCCCUUUUGACAUCACCAGCGACGAUUUCACUGAAUAGGGUUGCGCCACGUGUUCCAUGACCGUACGUUGCCGUCAGCCGCACGCGUUGUUCCGAGCCGCCAAAUUCCGGCAGCGGAAAAAACCUCCAAAGUAAUUCACAUAAAUUCUUUAUACAUAUAAACAUCCCAAGAACUGAUUCUGACGUUUCCCACGCAAAGUUUAGGAAAUAGAGAGAAGGUCCCUUUCGUUCCAUUCAACUGGAAUUCGAGUUCCAUACUUCUAUUGUCCGAUGGAAAAAUUAGAGAGUGGCGCAUCGAAACCGAGCCUCUCUGUCUCUGUGGUCUCUUCGGGCAACAACAUAAACAGUCCGAGAAGGAGGCGACGAGACGGGGAGGCAGUGGAAGCGACGUUACAGAGAUGGGCGGUUCGGAACCAGGACCUAACCGGGACAACCGGUUCGGUUCGUAGGGUUCCGGCGAAGGGAUCGAAGAAAGGUUGUAUGAGGGGGAAAGGUGGGCCGGAUAAUCCGGUUUGCCGGUUCAGAGGGGUCAGACAGAGGGUUUGGGGCAAGUGGGUCGCCGAGAUACGUGAACCGGUUAACCGGGGAAGUGAUUCGGCUCGUCGUGGAGGCAGAAGGCUUUGGCUCGGGACCUUCGCCACGUCAGCGGAAGCGGCUAUGGCUUACGACGAGGCUGCUAAGGCCAUGUACGGACCUCUCGCACGUCUGAACUUUCCUGAUGGGUGUGAUAAUGAACACGAGAAAAUUGCAGAGGAGGAAGGUUCCAGAAGCUAUUUGUUGGAACACGUGAAGCUAGAAGGUUCUGAGCAAGAUCCUUUUCAAGAACAAGACAAGACAGAAAACCAAGGUUCCAUGUCUGUAAACUUGAUUCAUGUGAAUCAAGAACACCAUGGAAACGUAUCUGGAAACUUCCGAGACGCAGGGUAUGAGAUGAGUACAAGAUAUGGGGAUGGAUAUUUGUUGGAGAAUGACAUUGAACAUGACCUGUUGCAAGAAUACCAACCGGGCAGGAACAAGACGGGAGAUCUCGGUUCAAUAUCUCAAUCCGAACUUGGAAUUGCAGGAUCGUUGGAUGCACAGGGGAAACUGAUAGAAUCCCCGUUGCAGGAUCGGCUAAGAGCAAAUCAAGAAAUGUGGUAUGAUGAACCGUUUGACCCCCAGAACCCUGGAGCUAUGUCAAAUUGGACAGAAGCCGCAGAUUUUGAAACAGACAAGAGAUUUCAGGUCUUUGGACCACGUCCUGAUAUGGGUCCAGGGCAAGAACAAGUAGAGUUUGAUCAUUACGUAGGGUUUCCCGAGUUUUUCGGGACCUAGCGGUGCAUAUAGGAGAAUGUUUGCAGUGUGUAUCGUUUUAGGAUUAACAUUCUUUCAUUCGCGAAAGAUAUUGCGGACAGUAAUUUUUUUUUUAUAAUCGGUAUUUUGGACCGUCUAGAUUAAUUUCAAAAUCAGAAACUAACCAGGUGAUCUGAAAUAUACGCUUUCGAACUCAAAACAGGACAUUUUUCGGUUGAAUUAUCCAAAUUUGGUUUAUUGCAGAUAAUAUUUUAUUGAUAUGAAAGAGACCCAAUUGCAAUAAGGACACGAUCCAAAAAAAUAAAGAGAGAUAUCAUUAGAAAAAGAAAAAAUCCAGCGCCGGAUAUUAGAGGAUACCAUAUAAGACAUGUGUACAUGUCAAAUGAUUUGGUGAUGUACAAGCCAUAGUUACGUGACACAGCGUCGACCAAAAAUCUCCGUGUAUGGAUCCUUAAUGGGCCUAAAAUGAGAUUAUUGGGCCGAUUAUUGGAUCUUUGCUUUAUUAUUGGGGCAAUACAAGCCUUCGGCGCUGCAAUUGGUAAGGUUCGUUUUGGGAUUUCUAAUGGAAAAACAUCUAUAUUUUAUUGGUCGUAAUUAUUAAUUAUUAAUUAUGUAUUUAAUUGUUUAUGUGGAAAUCCAAGUCCCUGAUGCUACUUUGAAUCGGAAUUAAGUAUUUACUGGUUUGUUUACAUACAGUUAUUAUAUUUAUGUAAUUUGUAAAACCAAAAUGAUAAAGUGGUGUAGCUUCUGUAGGUUAAUCUUCUCACCCGAACCAAAAUAGAUUAAUAUAUAUUUAGAAAAGAGGGUUAUACUCAGAAAUGCGAGUAAUAAUAAUAAUAAUAAUAAUAAUAAUAAUAAUAAUAAUAAUAAUAAUAGGGAGAGAGAGAUUUGUGUGGUAAAGAGAGAACAAAAGAAACGAGAGAUGCCGUGGUGCGUCGGGAGACCCUCCUCCUAAUGACUUGCGGCCCCAGCAACGGACGACCUGUCCUUUGACUCCCUUUUUCUUCUAUUACAUAUAUAUAUAUAUAUAUAUAUAUGUAUAUAUAUUGUGGUAAUUUUGAAUAUACUAAUUAUAUUUUUAUCAUGCCAGUGUAAUUAUAGUACUCGAAAAUUUUAAAAAAAAAAUAUCAUAAAUGUACAGAAACCGGCUGAAGAUCAUAGCGGAAUCGAUGCAUCAAUAUCUAAGCCCACCGGUCGAGUCCUUGGACAUAACGUGUUGGACCCGACCAUAUAUGAUGUUACAUAUCCAUCCUUUCCGAAUGAGAUUGCCAAAGUUUGAAAACCUGUAAACAUUUAUAAAUUUCGCCCGGAAUACUUCGAAAUUGGACCACCAAAAUGCAUAUCUUUUAUUUUCCGUAUAUUUAUUUAUUUCUUUAAGGGUUUUUAGUUACUCUUUCCGCUUCUAGUAUACUCUCUAAACUUCCCAUUUUUUUUUAUAUAUAUAUAUAUAUAUAAAACAAGAAUGUAGUGGAGGCAACAGUGAAAGCGUGGAAGUACACUCACCCAACGAAUAUUAGAAAACUCACAUUAAACAAUAUAUAUACGCACGCAUAUCGAUAUACAUGUAUGUUCGUGGGCGUUAUAAGAAUCUCUACACCUAAUCUGUAUAUGAAUAUGUUAGGUUUGCCCACGUGUUUUCUCCCCCCAACCACAGAAAAUAAAAAAAAAAAUCUAAAAUCGCUAACUUUUUGCGAGUAGCGUAUCCCAUAUGAAUAAUUUAGUGGAAAUAUUUAAUACACAAUGGUUGGAUAGCCAUCUGUGAAUCAUUGGAGUAAAAACCCUGGACCGACACAUCACGUUUCAACAUUUAAAAAAAUGCGAGGAAAAUAACAAAUUUUGCAAUGCCAAUAAUACAACAAUUAUUAAUGCCAACAAACAACAACAGUAGCGUUGGGAAGAUAGAUGAAACCUACCCAGUUUUUCCGAUUUUUUAACUUUAUAUUUUACAAACCCAAAAAAAAAAAAAAGUUUUUUUUCCCGAUAAAAGAGUAGAAGCGAGAGUCCGACAACGGCGGUGGAUUGAAAGCGUGGAACGGCGUUUCGCGUUUGAACGCAAACGCACGCGCAAAAACAGGAGCAGAUUUUGAAAACCCAGAA